Messenger RNA from Alligator sinensis (Chinese alligator), 2360 nucleotides. RefSeq names its product potassium voltage-gated channel subfamily C member 4 (gene KCNC4). Gene Ontology annotation, biological process: protein homooligomerization; potassium ion transmembrane transport. The transcript has 4 exons. Gene Ontology annotation, molecular function: protein binding; delayed rectifier potassium channel activity. Lineage: Eukaryota; Metazoa; Chordata; Crocodylia; Alligatoridae. Gene Ontology annotation, cellular component: neuronal cell body membrane; dendrite membrane; axon. The record is from RefSeq and is a predicted model, not a curated record. The coding region runs from base 375 to 2162 and encodes 595 amino acids.
UGUUCCCUUAAUGAAGAGAUCAAAGUGCCUUUGCUAUUAGUUUCCCGGCUGUGCAGCAGUGGCACAACCCUCCGUCGCUGCCCUGCUCUCUUCCCAGUGCGGAUUUACUUGUUGCUGCUUGGUGGAUUUGGAGCAGGGGACUUGGGUCUUUAGAUCUGAUCGCCUUCCUUUGCCGUCUCCCUCUGAAGCAACCACCUGUGCACAGCAGCCCCCUCUUGCCGAGAGGGCUCGAUGAGGCAAGCACCGGGCAGAGCCAUCUGAGGUUGGGGAGAGAGAAAUCUGAGCUCCCCCCUGGCUCUCCCCCACCUCUCUUCCCUCCCAGCUCCUUGCCAGAGGAAGGGUGUUUAGAGGGCAUCUCCCGUCCACCUAAAUCUAUGAUCAGCUCAGUGUGUGUUUCAUCGUACCGUGGGCGUAAGUCUGGGAACAAACCACCCUCCAAAACAUGCCUGAAGGAGGAGAUGGGCAAGGGGGAAGAGUCGGACAAAAUCACCAUCAAUGUAGGGGGGACCAGGCAUGAGACUUACAAGAGCACCCUGCGCACCCUGCCCGGCACCCGUCUGGCAUGGCUGGCUGACCCCGAUGCCCAGAGCAACUUUGACUUUGAUGGCAAGAGCAACGAGUUCUUCUUUGACCGCCACCCCGGCAUCUUCUCCUACGUGCUCAACUACUACCGCACGGGCAAGCUGCACUGUCCUGCUGACAUCUGCGGGCCCCUCUUUGAGGAGGAGCUGACCUACUGGGGCAUCGACGAGACCGACGUAGAGCCCUGCUGCUGGAUGACCUACCGCCAGCACCGGGAUGCUGAGGAGGCGCUGGACAUCUUUGAGAGCCCUGAGCCUGGGGGAGGAGCAGGGGGAGAGGAGCCUGAGGAGGAAGGGGGCAGGGACAUGACCCUCCAGCGCCUGGGCAUGGAUGACAGGCCACCAGGGGCUGCUGGAGCUGCAGGAGGGGGAGGAUGCUGUCGCAGUUGGCAGCCCAAGAUGUGGGCGCUCUUCGAAGACCCCUACUCAUCCCGAGCGGCAAGGGUAGUUGCCUUUGCCUCGCUUUUCUUCAUCCUGGUUUCCAUUACGACCUUCUGCCUGGAGACACAUGAGGCCUUUAACAUAGACGUCAACGUGACUGAAACACUGGUGGUUGGCAAUACCACUACAAUCCUGCUGACACGCAAGGUGGAGACGGAGCCCAUCUUGACCUACAUUGAGGGAGUCUGUGUCCUGUGGUUCACCCUGGAGUUCCUGGUACGCAUUAUUUGCUGCCCAGAUAAGCUGGUCUUCAUCAAGAACCUACUCAACAUCAUUGAUUUUGUGGCCAUCUUGCCCUUCUAUCUGGAGGUAGGCCUCAGCGGCCUGUCCUCCAAAGCUGCAAGGGACGUGCUGGGCUUCCUGAGGGUGGUCCGUUUCGUCCGGAUCCUUAGGAUCUUCAAGUUGACACGACACUUUGUGGGGCUUCGGGUGCUAGGCCACACACUCCGGGCUAGUACCAACGAGUUCCUGCUGCUCAUCAUCUUCCUGGCCCUAGGGGUCUUGAUCUUCGCUACCAUGAUCUACUAUGCCGAGAGGAUUGGGGCCAAGUCAUCGGACCCCAGAGGAGGUGAUACGCACUUUAAGAACAUCCCCAUUGGGUUCUGGUGGGCAGUCGUCACCAUGACAACACUGGGAUAUGGUGACAUGUACCCCAAGACCUGGUCAGGCAUGGUGGUGGGGGCACUGUGCGCGCUCGCUGGGGUGCUCACUAUUGCCAUGCCAGUGCCCGUCAUCGUUAAUAACUUUGGAAUGUAUUACUCACUGGCUAUGGCCAAGCAAAAGCUUCCAAAGAAGAAGAAAAAGCAUAUACCCCGUCCAGCCCCACUGGACUCCCCCGCCUACUGCAAGUCUGAGGAUAACUCGCCCCGCAGCAGCACACAGAGCGACACUUGCCCCCUGGCAACAGAGGAGGUGGCAGAGAGGAAACGAGCAGACUCCAAGCAGAACGGCGAUGCCAAUGUGGUGCUGUCAGAUGAAGAGCAGCCCCUGUCACCAUCCAACGAGGAGAAAAAGCCCAUGAGACGCUCCAGCACCAGAGACAAGAACAAGAAAGCGGCUACAUGCUUUUUGCUGACUGCUGGGGACUUCUCCUGUGCAGCUGAUGGUGGCAUCCGGAAAGGACUCUUGAACCCCCCGUGACUCUCAUGGAAGCUGGGAUUUGCUCAGACUAUUUCCUGUUGUAAAUGUACACAGGGCAGAGGGGUGGGAGGGGGGAGUCACUCUCCGUGCUGUAACCCAACUUGUUGUGCAUGUGUUGUACAAUAGUCUGUCUGAUGUGUACCAUGAUCCCCCACAUUGCCAAUGCCAUUAUGGACACCUGUGCUGUACUGUUCCAGU